Chara braunii is the source of this 1643-nucleotide messenger RNA. The record is from the annotation of a GenBank genome assembly. NCBI's taxonomy places the organism in Eukaryota, Viridiplantae, Streptophyta, Charophyceae, Charales, Characeae.
UGCCGAGGAGGCAAGCCAACACCUUCGUCCAGGCCAGCGACGACACGCAAGUGAGCAUGAGAAAUUCGAACAGCGUGUACAAGUACGUGCUUGUUAGCCAGGAGCUUUUUGAGAAGCUCCGUGGUCAGAGGAUGCUUCGGUGCGUGUUAUGUGCGAAACGAGUGGCAGGGGAACAGGCAUGGGGCGGCGUGACAUUUUUGCAGCGUGAAGGGUUGAUAACAGGUCCACAUGAUGCGAGGGCGACGUCCAGAGCCCUAGUUGGGGCACGACAGCAGGGCGAUGACGUCAUCGAUUUGGAUGGCAAGGAAGAGGGCGGCGGGAAGGAUGCGGGCACAUACUCGCAGUGGCCAGGCAAAUUGCCCGUUGAUGAGGGUGGUUCAAAUUUAGGGAAGAGGAAGGAUAUGGACGGGGCCAUGAUGCAGCAGGGGAAGAAGACUAGGCAGCCAGCGAUAAAAGAGGCGCUUGGGUAUGACGGGGCUGCGAAACACAAAAAGUUGUGGUUGCGCUUCGUGUACAGCAACCAGUUAGCUUUCAACAUCUUUCGGAGCCCCACAUCAAAGGCGUACACAACACACUUCAGGGACAAACCCCCUUCAGUGCCCGUGAUUUGGCCUUUUGAAAACGAAGUCACAGCAAUGGAUACAGUGGUCGAGAUGGCAAUCGACGUUGUUGCCGGUCUUAAGGAUAUACAAGAGACAUUUAACCACACAGGGACCACGACCCUGUUUGACGGCAGGAAGUCUCACGAUGGGAGACCCAUCGUGAACUUCCUAGCAGCAGCUGGUGCGCGAGGAGUGAUGAUGUGGAGCACCCUGAACAGGGAGGGUGAGUCCGACGAUGCGCUGGCAGUGUUGGGGAGGUGGAUGUUAGUCUUCCGUGACUUUCGUUCAAACAGGGUCAACGCAAUUUGUACAGACUCUACAACGGGUCCGUGGUGCAUGGAUAUCAUUGAGCGGGCGAGAGCGGUAGUGCAUUUUAUAAAAAUGCACAGCCGAGCGCAUUUCCUGUUUAGGAGAGAGAGUCGCCAUCUUGGGUUGUUGUACUCAUGCGAGACUCGAUUCGCCUUUGUCUACACGAUGUUAGAGAGGUUGGAUGCUGUCCGGCGUCCUUUGGAGGUCGCGAGGGUAAAGGUCCUAGCCGAUGUCGACCCGAGCAUACAGGCAAUGGCUCGUGACAUGGAGGCUAGACGUGAGCUAAAAACGGUGGGAAGGGUGAUGUUGGCGACUGCGGGAGCAGGAGUGCAUAGCUUUCACGAGAAUGUGCGUGACAUGGUCGUGGACUAUGUGGUGCUGGAGGGUGGAGGUGCCACUGCGCACACGCAGACAUUGGAGUCUCGCGGACGGGAUGGCAUCACGGUGGUCGACGAUGAUCAUACUGAUGCCGUUGCAGAGGAGGCUGGCGGAGAGGAGGAUCUGCCGAGCAGACUCAUGCGUGGCGAGCGACGUACCACGACCCACGGAGAUGCGGUGGACGCUAUUGACUUUUUGUGUUUAUUACUGUUCAGAGGCAUGACCGCAUCAUGUAGUUUUGACACGUUCCAUUACUUUGUGUCGCAUUAGCAUCAUUUUUUUGUUAUCAGGCAGUGUUUUUUUUUUUCUAUUGUGCAUAUGGUUCAUUGUGAAACCUUUCUUUGUGCAACACGU